CUGUCAUUUCUCAGGAAAAACGGAGUGGAUCCCCUAUCAAAGCGAAAAGAAACACGGGUGACAUGAAACAUCUGCAUUAGUCACAGGACUCCGCUUUGAAUCCAACUAAAAGGUACAAAUCGACGACUUGGUACAGUACAGUUCCACUAUUUUGGAAGUUUUGCUCUGUUUUUUUUUUGAUAGAUUUGAGCUUCAGUUUUAAUUAUUGGCUACAGCGGGACUUUGUGCCGGAGCUUGAACCAUUUGGGACACUGACACCGAGGUGUCCAAACAGCAUCUUUACAGCGCACUUAAACAUAUUUGACUGUGUGAUUUGAAAUAUGUCCACAAUAAUGGAACAGCCUUUUUAUGACGACUCGUUUCUCUCUGCUUAUGGCCACCCAGGCGCAGCACUGCCAGACUACAAGCUGCUUAAGCAGAAUAUGAACUUGAACUUCUCAGAUUCAUACCGGAACUCAAACUUCAAGUCGCAGCACCUGCGCGCCGAAAGUGAUUUCUAUUCAGCGGGGACGGCGGACGUGGGCUCCCUGAAGCUCGCCUCUCCUGAACUAGAGCGACUUAUCAUCCAGAACAGCAACGGGGUCAUCACUACAACACCCACACCUGCCCAUUACCUGUACAACCGCGGCAUCACGGAGGAGCAGGAGGGUUUCGCUGACGGUUUUGUGAAAGCGUUGGACGACCUACACAAGAUGAACCAGAUGGCGCCUCCAAACGUGGCCAUCGGCACCGGAGGGGUGUCCUGCUCGGCUCCUGCCUCGGUGUUCGGCUCAUCCAUGCAACCAGAACACCUUGAAUACACAACCCUCAACAGCUGCACAACGAACCCGAGUCUGUCCUCUGCAGGCAGCUACCCGUCCACCACCAUCAGCUACCUGCCGCACCACCAGUACCACCAGCACUCCCCGGCCGUUGCGCACGGGUCUCACCAUUUCCAGCACUCUCUGGCAGGUGCGGGCAUCCACUCGCAGCGGUUCGUCGGGCUGAAAGAGGAGCCCCAGACGGUACCUGACAUGCAGAGCAGCGACAGCGGGUCUCCGCCGAUGUCCCCCAUCGAUAUGGAGAACCAGGAGCGGAUCAAAGCGGAGAGGAAGCGCCUCAGGAACCGGCUGGCCGCAUCCAAGUGUCGGAGGCGUAAACUGGAGCGCAUCGCUCGUCUGGAGGACAAAGUGAAGGUCCUGAAAACGGACAACGCUGGACUGUCGAGCACAGCUUCUGUUCUGAGAGAGCAGGUGGCCCAGCUCAAACAGAAAGUCAUGACACACGUGAGCAGUGGCUGCCAGCUCAUGUUAGCGCCUAAAGUCAAGUCUUACUGAAGAAACUGAGCACUUUUAAUACACUGGACGAGAACUGCACUGAACUGGCAAAGAACUAUGUCUUUUUUAUUUUGAAAUGAACUGGAUCAUGAUGGUUUCUUUGGCUGAUGAACUGUAGCCUUUGUAGAAAUCAUGAAAAAAAUAUCAACACUGCGGGCAUUUCUUUCGUACAAGUCUUUAAAAGGGUCCCCAUGGCAUCGCCUGUUUACAUUUUACUUUAAUUUCUAUUUGUGAUGUAUUAUUGUGUAAGUUAUUUGCGUUUGUCAGGUUGAACCUGUCUUUUUUUACCUGUACAGUAUAUAUAUUUAAGUAAAUGACCUUAUGAAACAAAGAUAUAUGUGGUGGUGUUUUGUUUUGUUUUUUGUCAUUGGGGUUGCGUUUAUCAGAAAACAUGAGGAUUUUCAUGCUUAUUCUGGUUAACAAAACCACACUGUAUAGUCAGCGGUUCAGUCUACAGCGGUAAUUUGACGUUGGAAACAUCCCAGUGUAGGAUUAUGUCUCUAUUGACGUAAGUACGUAAGCCCAUAUAUGGUCAUUUUUCUGGCAAACGUCACAUCACGAAAAGUUUCCGGGAACCCCCUCCUACACUGUCCGUCAGAGGUGCUGCGUCUUCGACUUCACACCACUGUGAGUGUGCGUGUGUGUGUGCGUGUAAACGAGAGGUUUGUCAAUGAGUGGUUUAUUCUCGUUAGGGGAGUUUCCCCGGUCUGCUUUCAAUUUCCCAAA
Molecule: messenger RNA, 2042 nt
Organism: Xyrichtys novacula (pearly razorfish)
Lineage: Eukaryota; Metazoa; Chordata; Actinopteri; Labriformes; Labridae
Source: the annotation of a GenBank genome assembly